This is a messenger RNA of Dama dama (fallow deer), 683 nucleotides long. RefSeq names its product phosphatidylinositol glycan anchor biosynthesis class Y (gene PIGY). NCBI's taxonomy places the organism in Eukaryota, Metazoa, Chordata, Mammalia, Artiodactyla, Cervidae. The transcript has a single exon. Bases 1 to 216 code for a protein of 71 amino acids. The record is from RefSeq and is a predicted model, not a curated record.
AUGUUUCUGUCUCUCCCUACGUUGACUGUCCUGAUCCCACUGGUGUCUUUAGCAGGACUGUUUUACUCAGCCUCUGUGGAAGAGGACUUCCCUCAGGGCUGCACUAGCACCACCAGUCUGUGCUUUUACAGUCUGCUCUUGCCGAUCACCAUACCUGUUUAUGUGUUCUUCCACCUUUGGACUUGGAUGGGUAUUAAACUCUUCAGGCAUAAUUAACACAGCCAGAGCCAAGAUGGUAUAUCCUAAUGAUAUGCUUGAGUGCCUGUCUCUGAAAGCUCAUCUACAUGGAAAUACUGGAAACCGGCUUAAUUUACAGGAAAGAUGCUUUGCCUAGGUUUCUGUCAGGGGUCUAGGUCUAUGGGAGGCUUAAGCUGCAGAGGCAUCUUUACUGUACUUUGGUUCUGCCCUUGUUUUUUGAAGGUUCUCAUUUAUACCUGGGGUAUCAGAAGGAACAUUUCAACAAAGUGUCUUGUUGGAAAUUAACAGCCCCAACCAUCACUUGAUGGCUUACCCAUUCAUAAUUAAAAGUUACUAUUUUGAAAUUUUAUGUUUAGAUUCAAAGUCUUUGGUAAUGUCACAUGUUAAUGAUGACUAAUUCCAAAGGAGCUAUGUUGGAGUAACUGUAGAGAAAUGCAUUUGAACUAAUGUGAUAUAAAACUAUAAUAAAAUGGAAACUUCAUGGA